UUUUUAAUAAAAAAUGGUUCUUUCUCGUUCUUUUAAUUUAUUUUCGUAAAAAGACGAAUCCGGUAUGCAGAGGCGUGGUUUUCCUACAAAAUGACCGUAUUUGAUAAAUCGCCAUAAAAAAGUUAAUCAUUCAUAGCAAUCCUAUUCAAAUUGGAUUGCUUUUUUAUCAGUCUCUCAUAUUUUACGUAAACAUAACCUAAAAUAUUUAGUCGGCCAACAUGGGGAAAGUGAUGUCAACAAUCAAAAACCCGUUGAGAAAUUUCAACGUGGAAAGUAGAGCACACAAAGUGAUUUCCCAGCCGAAACCCAAGCCGGCACCUAAACACAAAGCCGACGAAAUUAGUUUAGAUCGAUUGAUGAAAGAAUAUCCGGACGUGUAUCAGGAGAGUUUAAAGAAACACGCAAAUUUAGACAAGCAUUUAAAAGAUGUGUAUGUAAUUUCCCAACAUGAAAAUCCUAAAGUGCCAGAGAAUCCAGAGAGGCCUCUGCCUCAAUACAGGGGCGCCGUGGAACCGGGGGAGUUCGGAUUCACUGAGCCCACUAGAGUUCCACUAGGGAAAAUAACAUUACGUAAUGCCCUUCAAUUCAUUACCAAUCAUCAGGCAGACCCACAGAGUGUUACAGCCAAAACUAUUGCAACAGAGCACUCAUUGUCUGAAGAAACUGUCAAAAACGUAUUGAAAUACUUUAGAGUAUUAGAAAUGUAUAUUCCUGAAGUUAGGAAUCCAAAAGCAAAAUUUGCUGGACCUGGUAAACCUACAAUAUCUAUUAUAAAAGAGAUAAGAAAAGAAAUUGGACCAGGACCUGAAAAGAAAGAUAGUUGAGAUUAUUGUUAUUGUUGAUUAGUUUAGUGUGUAAAUAAAAACGUAAUUUUAAUUUAAA
Messenger RNA from Aethina tumida (small hive beetle), 882 nucleotides. Its product is annotated as protein NDUFAF4 homolog. Lineage: Eukaryota; Metazoa; Arthropoda; Insecta; Coleoptera; Nitidulidae. Bases 219 to 824 code for a protein of 201 amino acids. The transcript has 4 exons. Gene Ontology annotation, biological process: mitochondrial respiratory chain complex I assembly. The record is from RefSeq and is a predicted model, not a curated record. Gene Ontology annotation, cellular component: mitochondrion.